This is a messenger RNA of Choloepus didactylus (southern two-toed sloth), 3081 nucleotides long. RefSeq names its product chromosome 18 C17orf75 homolog (gene C18H17orf75). The transcript has 10 exons. The coding region runs from base 42 to 1232 and encodes 396 amino acids. NCBI's taxonomy places the organism in Eukaryota, Metazoa, Chordata, Mammalia, Pilosa, Megalonychidae. The record is from RefSeq and is a predicted model, not a curated record. Gene Ontology annotation, cellular component: trans-Golgi network.
AGCUGUUUGGUGGGGACACAAGGCCGCUCGGAGCCGCCGGGAUGCUCCCCUCCUUUCAAGAAUCGCUGGAUGGGGAUGAAAAGGAACUAGAGAGCAGCGAGGAAGGUGGAUCCACCGAGGAGCGGAGACUAGAGCCGCCGCCCAGCAGCCACUACUGUCUCUACAGCUACCGCGGAAGCAGAUUGGCACAGCAGCGAGACGCCAGUGAGGACGGAAGUCCAAGUGGGACAAAUGCAGAAACGAUUUCACACAAAUGCUGUGACGAUUUCAGCCUCUCCUUGGUGGAUACUAAUCUGCCAUCUGAAGUGGAGCCAGAGCUGCGCGGUUUCAUUGCUAAGCGUCUUUCUAAGGGAGCAGUCUUUGAAGGGCUGGGUAAUGUUGCAUCUUUGGAGCUGAGUCUUCCAGGUUACCGAGUCGGUUGUUAUUACUGCCUUUUCCAACAAGAAAAACCACUUCCUCAAAUGGCAACAAUGGAUUCUGAACAUAACCCUUCAGAGUAUGUGGUCUGUUUUUUAGGAGGGUCUGAAAAAGGACUUGAGCUUUUCAGGCUUGAAUUGGACAAAUACAUUCAAGGGCUGAAAAAUAGCAUGAACUGUGAGGAAAAAGGCCUGGAGAACCAAAUCAAAUCCUACCUGAGCAACUGGUUUGAGGAAGUUGUAUGCCCAAUUCAAAGGGUUGUUCUUCUCUUUCAGGAGAAGCUUAACUUUCUGCUGCAUGCUGCUCUGAGUUAUACUCCUGUUGAGGUUAAAGACUCAGAUGAAAAAACAAAGAGAGACAUUAACAGGUUUCUGAGUGUGGCUAGCCUUCAAGGACUUAUUCACGAAGGCACCAUGACAUCUUUGUGCAUGGCCAUGACAGAGGAGCAGCAUAAGUCUGUGGUCAUCGAUUGCAGUAGCUCCCAGCCUCAGUUCUACAAUGCAGGAAGCAACCGGUUUUGUGAGGAUUGGAUGCAGGCAUUUUUAAAUGGUGCUGAAGGGGGCAACCCUUUUCUUUUUCGACAAGUACUAGAGAAUUUUAAAUUAAAGGCCAUACAGGACACAAAUAAUUUGAAGCGGUUUAUCCGACAUGCAGAAAUGAAUCAUUAUGCUUUGUUUAAAUGUUACAUGUUCCUAAAGAACUGUGGUAGCGGAGAUAUCCUUCUGAAAAUAGUUAAAGUGGAACACGAAGAAAUGCCUGAAGCCAAAAAUGUGGUAGCUGUCCUUGAAGAAUUCAUGAAAGAAACUCUUGCCUAAAGUUUUUGAUCAUGUGUUUUGAGAUAAUUGUAUCAUGAAGUUGUAUAUUCAAUCCUUGGUGUUUAAAAUUGCAGUUGUUAUAACAGUAAUUCAUAGGAUUGCUAUGUAAGAUUAUUUGAAACUCAUUCCAGAUUUUUUUUUUUUUUCACUUUUAAAAUUUAAUUAAACAUAGAAAUCUGAGGAAUGUCUUCACUGAGUCCUAGAUAGAUAUAAGUGUUAGAGUUGUAGAAUUUUAGUGUAUCUCUGGUCCCAUAAAUUGUAGACUUCAGAGGGUUGGUGCUUAAGAGGUGAUUUUGUGGCUUCUCUCAGGAGUUUGCUGCAGUAUUUAGCAACUUUGCCUUUCAGAAUAAUCAUAAUACUUUUUUCUCUAUGGAUUAUAGCACUUUAAGAUAUAUAAAAUCUUAGACUUAAGACAGAUCAGCACCACUGAACCAUUUUAAAGACAGAUACAUGCGCCCUGUGGGUGCUCAACACAUUUUUUGUCUUAUUGAUAAUGGCAGUGAUGAUGAAGCCAGCUUUUAAGUCAAUAUGCAAAUAAAUCAUGAGUGUGUAAGUAAUUAAAUGAGUUUUAAAAAUAGAGGCACUAGCUUCAAGAUAAAACAUUAUCUCUGAUGGAGAGCUACUGGAGAAGGGGCCCCCAUCACCACUUUUCUUCAUUCAUGUUGUUCACAGAUCUUUGCCAAGAGCCUGUAUUUUCUUUUUUCUUCCAGGUGAAAAUGCUAGAGUUAUAAACAGUGUUAAGAAAAGAAACAAAGUACAUAAAUUUUACAAGCAAACUGUACAGUAAGGAAUGCAAAUAGAGAUUCUUCCUAUCAGAGUUAUUCAUUGAUUUUAGUUUUUUGUACAUUUGUUACAAGCCUCACAUUGUUUUACUGUGAAUCAAUUGAAGUACCCUCAGCCAGCCAUUUAUAAUUCACAGGGAAGCCAACUGCAGCUACUUGCAUAUGACUGCAAUUUGUUCUGCAUAGCUCCUUAAUAAAUCCAUCUGAUAAUGAUUUUUGUUUAGAAGGUCAGAAGUCUUGUGUUCUCACUACCCUCAGGAUGCUCAGAGGGAACACAAGCCCCCAAAUCUGAGGAAUCUUCUCUUAAACGGAUCUAAAUUAACAUGCUGAGUUUUAACUAUGACCCACCCUUUCAAAAUGACUGACAAUGGCCUUUUGCUCUAGAGACAAGACUUACUGAACCAUUUCUAUUCUUUUAAUGGGAAAUACAAUUCAGGCUUUUCAUAAAAGCUUUUGUUUACUUUAAAUUUUAAUACCUUAGAUUGUAGGCAAUGUAGAAAAAAUCUAAGUAGCACUUUUUAAAAUAACAUUAAAUUCAGAAUGACUAUGGAAAAUCAGCAUUUUUAUACUCCCCUUGAAUCUUUCUUUUAUACUUGGUUGCCACUUGAAAAUUUUUUUAAUAAGCAGCAUUAGGACAUCAAAAUUUUGAAUCUGGAAAAUGUUAUUUUUCAUUUUCAAAUUAACAUGUCAUUCAAGAGUACAUGUUUUAAAUGGUAUUUAAAAGCAAAUGUAUUAUCUGCUUCAAAUCAUUUAAGGAUCUAGGCAAGGUAUAAUGAUAUAUUCUUUAUGAGUGUAUUUAUAUAUAUUUUAUAAUUUAGGCUUUCUAUAUGAUACAGUUGUACACAAUACAGUCUUUUUUUAAAAGUCUGUGACAAACUGAUUAUCACUACAGUUUAAAAAAAGGAUUUAUUCAGACCUGGGAUAAAUUUAUUUUUAUGUAUUAUUUAUGUGCUGUAGACACAGAGGAAAUGUCUGCUUGUUAUGUAUCAAAAAUAUAUCUCAGUUUAUCUGUAAUUAUACUUGUAAUAACAAUAAUAGUAAUAAUAAUAAUAAUAAUAAAUAACUUA